CACGGAGCUGUUACCGCUGCUCUCCGCCCACUCGCGCUGCGCUGCUGCGAAAUCAAAGCAGCCUCCUGCGCAGACGGCAGCGCUCUGAGACGGACAGACUGACAGACUGACAGACAGCAGGAGACAGCACCCUGUAUCAGGAUGGAUGUCUCGGAGGAGGACGACUACUACUACCACGGAAACGUCAGCUUUAACUUCAGCUACGAUGACUAUCCAGCCCUGUGCGAGAAGGGCGACAUCCGGUCCUUCGCAGCCCUCUUCCUGCCCAUCAUGUACACUGUGUGCCUGGUGGUGGGGCUGGUCGGCAACGCCCUAGUCGUGGCCGUAUACGCCUACUAUAAACGCCUGAAGACCAUGACGGACGCCUUCCUGAGCCACCUGGCCGUGGCCGACCUGCUCCUGCUCUUCACGCUGCCUUUCUGGGCUGCUGAUGCUGCAAGGGGCUGGGAGCUGGGGGAGGUCGUGUGUAAGAUCGUGUCGGCCUGCUACACGGUGAAUUUCACCUGCUGCAUGCUGCUGCUGGCCUGCAUCAGCUUGGAUCGCUACUUAGCGUUAGCCAGAGCGCAAGUUAAAGGUCAGGGAGGGCGGCUGCAGAGGGUGUUCUCCAGGAAACACUGCUGGAAGGUGUGUUUGGCUGUGUGGGCGACAGCUUUUCUCCUCGGUCUUCCUGAUUUAACGCUGUCAGAAGUGAGGUGGGCGUCUAACAGGAACAUCUGCGUGGCCAUCUAUCCCCCCUCUAUGGGUCGAGGCGGUAAAGCUGCUCUGGAGGUGGCCGAGGUGUUGCUGGGAUUCCUGCUUCCUCUUGUGGUCAUGGUGAUCUGUUACGGCAGCGUGGGCCGAACGCUAAGCGGCCUCCCCAUAAGGAGCCGAGGCAAGAAGUGGAAAGCUCUGCGUGUUCUUCUAAUAGUCGUAGGGGUGUUUGUGGUCACUCAGCUGCCGUAUAACGUGCUGAAGGUGUACCGUGCGAUGGAUUCAGUCUACACUUUAGUGACUCACUGCGGGACAAGUAAAGUGCUGGAUCAGGCUGCUCAGGUGACAGAGAGCCUGGCCCUCACUCACUGCUGCCUCAACCCCAUCAUCUACGCAUUUGUAGGGUCUUCGUUCAGGCAGCACAUGAUGAAAGUGGCCAAGAAGUUUGGAGAGAACAGAAGGAAGAGGAGCAGAAGAAGGGAAACUCCUGCAGAAGUGUUCAGGAUGGAGAUGUCAUGUAACUCCCACAGUGCAUCCCAAGCGACAAACACAUUCUCAAUCUGAGUUGUGAUUAAUACACCACAGCAAAAGACGCCUGAGGUUCUUCUUUGGUGUAGUGCUGUUGAGGAAAAGAGCAGCAGUAGCAUGUUUGAAAGUCAUUAAGUUGUUUAAAAAAUUCCACUGGUUUUAACACUCAGUUCCCUCCACAUCAAAAACAUGAGGUUACGCUCAACAAGUCUUUUUCUAUUGAAGCUGACUUUCACAGAAAAUAGUCUUGUUUGCUUUCAAACAACAAAGCAUUUCACAUUUCUGUCUAUUGUGAGUCAUAAAUGGAAAAAAAAGGGUUUAUGUUCUAAUCAUGAAAGAGCACAAUGUCCAUAUUUUACAAUAACCAUGACAAUAAGCACUGUAAAUAGAAACUUUAGGAAUAUUUUAAGAUUCUGUUUGUGAUUUUUAUGAUUUAUAAACCAUAAUCAGCAAAAAAAAACUGUAACAAUCUAAAAUAUAUAUUCAGUUUUGACUUUCUUAAAUGACUGAUGGAAAAUGACUUUCUUCAGCAUGUUCUAAUUUUUUGAGAUGCAUGAGUAUGUUGGCAUCUGACCCAAAAGUCUGCUAAUUGCUCCGCCCACGCUGUACAAAGUACAAAUGACAUUCAUUCUUUAACUUCUUACAUAGAAGGAAAAACAAGAUCUGCUUUUAAAACUAUGUAACAGCUGGAACUCUUCUCUGUUGAAAAACAACUCUGUAACUGCAAGUUGUUAAAAGGAUGCUUGUUUUAAUUAUAAUCAGCCUGAUGUGUAGAUUCUUUAAACCAGAUACUCAUGCCUGCACCUGUGAAUCAGUGAGGGAACAUACUGAUCCUUUGAUAUUGUUCCAGUUGAACUUUGUGCUCUCUGAUCUUGCGUUUUCUUUCUCAGUUCAAGAUGACUGACUUUCUGAAAAUUAAAAGAUAACAGAUCACAAAUAAUCCACACCAAAGCAUUUACCUCCGGUGGGAUUUAGCUCCAUUUGAUGUAGAAAAAGCAUUUGGAGUUUCCACGAAUUCCUCAGACCAUCUGAAACGCAUACUUUGUGGACACGUACGCCUGAGUUUUUCCUCACAACAGACUGAAACUUCCAGUAAUUUUUAUUUUUAUGAGGUGAUGAUGAAAAGUUGAUAAUCAGACUUUUUCACUACAAAUGUGUUUUUUUAGCACUGAUUUAAGAUGACAACAUUUAGUACCAGCGUGUAGCUGCACAGAGGAGCGAUGGACGUUUUCUAAUCUUUAGUGUUGUUCUGCAGUAUUAGCUUCAUCUACUGUGACAGACGUAAACACAGCACUGCUGAAUUGUCUGAUGCAACUAGUUACUUCUUUCUUUUCAACCUGUAUCAUAUGGUUUGUCAUAUCACUGAUCUCUCUUAUAAAAUGUAUUAAAGCUGGUGUUCACACUU
Molecule: messenger RNA, 2623 nt
Organism: Stegastes partitus (bicolor damselfish)
Lineage: Eukaryota; Metazoa; Chordata; Actinopteri; Pomacentridae
Gene: ackr4a
Product: atypical chemokine receptor 4a
Exons: 2
Coding region: 142-1254 (370 amino acids)
Biological process (GO): cell chemotaxis; immune response; positive regulation of cytosolic calcium ion concentration
Cellular component (GO): external side of plasma membrane; membrane
Molecular function (GO): scavenger receptor activity; C-C chemokine binding; C-C chemokine receptor activity
Source: RefSeq, a predicted model, not a curated record